Molecule: messenger RNA, 3996 nt
Organism: Cololabis saira (Pacific saury)
Lineage: Eukaryota; Metazoa; Chordata; Actinopteri; Beloniformes; Belonidae
Product: sorting nexin-1-like
Exons: 15
Coding region: 46-2388 (780 amino acids)
Biological process (GO): early endosome to Golgi transport; intracellular protein transport
Cellular component (GO): endosome; endosome membrane
Molecular function (GO): phosphatidylinositol binding
Source: RefSeq, a predicted model, not a curated record
CGCUCCGCGGGAGCAGCAGCAGAACCGCUGUGGUGAAGACGGAAGAUGGCGUCCAGCUCGGAGCGCAGCCCUCCUCCUUUCCCCGACACCGAGGACCAAGACGUGCUGGACUCCGAGGAGGUCGCGGGUCCGGACAGCGAUGAGGACGACGGCGAGGAGCUGUUCAUCAGCGCGAGCAAUACUCCACUCACCAACAAGGACACCGCGGUUACACCUGCCAGCCAAUCCAUCGACCUCCUGAAUGACCCGUUAAUGGAGGCGCUCGACUCCCCGGCAGACGGCAAAGCCGCCGGGGAGAUUGUCCGGGAACCUUCUGAAGAGUUCGAGGACCUGACAAACAACCUGAGCGCCGCCGCGGAAAGUCCCGCUCCAGCCUCUUCCAACGAAGAGUUUGUCGACUUGCUGGGAAGCGAAGCUGAAGCUCUGGAGGAGGAGGAGGAGGAGGAAGUAGCAGCAAUGGUUGAAGUUGAAGUGACGGGUAGCGGAUCUGCAGAUCUACCCGGGGAUGAGGAAGCAGAAGGUCACGCCGAACAGGAAGCAGCGUCCGCCGCGCCGGUCAUCGACCUCGGCGAUCUUCUGUCCGCCGAGACGCCACAACAGUCCGGCGUCAGCGACCAGUUGGCAGACCCUCUGGUCGACUUCCUCGGCGACGCCCCGCCCGCUUCUUCUGAUGCCAAAAAAGCCGGUGGCGCGGUGAUCGACCUGUUUGACGAUGACGGGAGCGACAUUUUCACCGGAGCACAGAUAGUCAAACCCGCCAAGCAGGCUCACAAGGACCUCUUUGAGGAGCUGGAUGACGACCCGUUGGGCGACCCGUUGGGUGAGCCGUUGGGAGCCUUCGCCAAGAAAACCCCCAGUAAAGACCAGAAGGAGGAGUCGGCCCCGACCAAAGCUGCCGUCUCUGCUCCUCCUGGAGGACCGCUAGGCAUCAGUAAUCCCACAGAACCUGCAGAUAUCUUCAUGGAGGAAGCCGUCACUACGAUGCCGAGCACGAGCAACAGCAGCGCCGUCAACGCCAAGGCCAACGGAGUCCACUCGGAAGAGGAGGGCGACCUGUUUGCUGAAGCAACGGUGGAGCUCUCCCUCGACAGCCCUCGGACGGAGAGAAAGAAGGAGACAGCUGCCAAAGCGUCUGCUCCCACGUCCAGCUCCAGCUCCCUCUCGGCCGCCGCCGGCCUGGCCAAGCCCCAGUCUGCGUCCCUGGAAGAGUUGGAAGAAGAGGAAGAGGAAGAACUGGAAGACAAAUUUGACAUUUUUGUCUCUGUGAAAGACCCUGAAAAAAUAGGGGAUGGCAUGAACGCCUACAUGGCUUACAAAGUCGCCACACAGACGACGAUGGCCAUGUUCCGCAGCAAGACCUUCACCGUGAAGCGGCGCUUCAGCGACUUCCUGGGCCUCUACGAGAAACUCUCGGAGAAACACGGCCCCAACGGUUACAUCGUGCCCCCGCCGCCCGAGAAGAGCCUGCUGGGGAUGACCAAGGUGAAGGUGGGAAAGGAGGAUUCCUCGUCUGCAGACUUUGUGGAGCGGAGGAGAGGCGCUCUGGAGAGGUAUCUCCAGCGGGUGGUGAAUCACCCAUCGCUUCUGCAGGAUCCAGAUGUCAGAGAGUUUCUGGAGAAAGAGGAUUUGCCGAGAGCGGUGAGCACGCAGGCUCUCAGCGGCGCCGGCUUCCUGAAAAUGCUCAACAAAGCAACGGACGCCGUCAGUAAAAUGACCAUCAAGAUGAACGAGUCGGAUGUGUGGUUUGAGGAGAAGCUGCAGGAGGUGGAGUCUGCGGACCAGCACUUCAGGAAGAUGCACGCUCUGGUGGAGUCGCUGGUCGUUCACAGAAAAGAGCUGUCUCUCAACACGGCCAACUUUGCCAAAAGCGCGGCGAUGCUGGGCAGCGCCGAGGACAACACGGCUCUGUCCCGCGCGCUGUCGCAGCUGGCCGAGGUGGAGGACAAGAUGGAGCAGCUGCACCAGGACCAGGCGGCCCACGACACCUUCACCUUCUCCGAGCUGAUGGCCGACUACAUCCGCCUGCUGGGAGCCGUGCGGGGCUCCUUCGACCACCGCAUGAAGGCGUGGCAGCGCUGGCAGGACGCUCAGGCCAUGCUGCAGAAGAAGAGGGAGCUGGAGGCCAAACUGCUCUGGGCCAACAAGCCGGACAAGCUGCAGCUGGCCAAAGAGGAGAUCACCGAGUGGGAGGCCAAAGUGACUCAGUAUGAGAGAGACUUCGAGAGAGUUUCUGCAACUGUACGCAAGGAAGUCGUCCGCUUCGAGAAAGAAAAGACGAAGAACUUCAAAAGACAGAUAAUCAAGUACCUGGAGUCUCUACUUAAGUCUCAGCAGCAGGUGAUAAAGUACUGGGAGGCGUUCCUACCUGAGGCCAAAGCGAUCGCCUAACCUCCUCGCACCAGCCGUCUGAGCGACGCCGGGCUGCCUUUCUUCUUAUAAACCUUUACCUCUAUUGCCUUCAAACCAAGGAAACCGUGUUGAAAAGGGAGAUACAAUCAACCUGUCUUUUUUUUUUUUUUCUUUCUUUCUUUCUUGAAUCACCUUUUUAAAAACUAAACUCUGUUUUCUUUUGUAUUAAUAACUGUAUAUUUCCAUUUACCCCUUCCACAAAUAUUUUCUUAUUAGAGCAAAGUUUGCAUAUACAGGGACGAAUGAGAGGAAACGACUGUAGAUAAAACGAUUCCAUUGAUUUCCGCGACGGAGGAGAGAUGAGCAGAAACGCUCCGGACGCUCGUCCUGGAGCGUCUUCGCUCCGGCUAAGAUGCGUCUCGGUGAAACCAGUGGCCACGAGCCUCCUCUUUUUUGUUUUGUCGUCUUUUGUUUUGUUUUUUUUAAUCAAUGAAUCAAAGGGAUUAUGUAAAACAAAGAUUUAUGAGCACUUCCACCAGCCAGGGUGUUGUUUUUUUUAGUUUUUGUUGGGUUUUUUUCAGGGGGAAGAGGCAUUAGCAGGAUGUACAGAUGUUUCAGUACGAUUCCCAUCAUGUAAACUUUAUAUCUGUGCCUUUUUUUUACCGUACAAAGGUGCGUUUUUCCUCCAGUUUGACACCAGUUUUGGGAAAAAGUUGCAGCGUGGGGGCUGGAAAACAGUUCCGUACAGCAGCCCGUAGUGACGUCACGCAAACGUGAACGCGUUGCCUUGCAUGUCUUUUACUCUUUAAAGCCGGUUUACUGUCUGUUGUUUCCGUAGCCGCUCCUCCAGUUUUCAGGCAGCCCCGUCUGGAAAGCUUUUUACUGCCCAGACUCGACGCGGGUGAAACUUGAGGCCGUUUCGCGUCAGAGGAAAAGGCGGUAAAACCUUCGUCUGCCAACUCAAACGAGUUCAAGUCCGAUCCGGAGGUUUUUACGACGUGCUCAUGUGAUGAAACCUGCAGUGGAAACGCUGACUGGAUGAUUGGAAGUGGAAGGAAAGUUACAAAAAGAUAAUGCAGCAGCAGCAGCAGCUAACAGUUGUUUGACUUGUUGCUUAAGUAGUAAUGUUUGGUUUACAUCUAAAUAAACAAAAAAAUAGUUUCUGAUCGUGCAAACUCCAGGCUUCAUUCAGUCUUCCCCCUGUUUGCACACGGAGAGUGCAAAGUCCUCCUCGUCCGUCAUGCAGACUGCUGCACCGUCACGAGUAAGUCGGUGCUUCCGUGUCACGUUUUGGACACUACGGCAGAAAUUAGUGCACAUUUCAUCUGAUUUAGUGUAAUUCAGAAAAGGUUUCCACGACACGCUGCUGCCAGUGAGCAACGAGACUGAAAUACGAUUCCUCAGAUUCCUCCCAAAGCCUUGUGAAUGAAAUGAAACAGUUUGAUGAGAAAUCAGGGGAAGUAAAGUACUUUUAACACGAAGAAGCUGCCGUUUCCGGGCGGCAAAGCUUCCAGCACGAAGCAGCAGGUCACUGCUUUUACUAACAACAUCCUCCACAAUCAAGUUUGUGAUGAUUCUGCUGCUGGCGUUGUCGUGAACGUGAGGUCGUGACCUUUAGGGUGCAGAGCUCGGUCACGGCUGCACGCG